GAAGCUAUAUAAGCUUUGAUCAACGUUCACUGAGAGUUUAUUCGAAUCUUAGUCCGGUUUUGGUUUAGUUGUGUUUCGUAAUUAUCAGAAUUAAAAAAAAAAACUAAAAUCAUGUCGAAAUUUGUAUUGUUCAGCGUUCUCGUCGUUCUGAUGUCGAUGUACCCAACAACUGAAUCAUUCGGAAUAGUUAGUGUUAAUGUCCAAAAAGAUCCAGCAAUUCUAAAUGCAAUUGGUAGUGCGAUUAGUUCGAAAAUUCAAAGCAUUAACAGCAUCGUGAGCAGUCUUUUGGCAAUCAAGUCAUCAUUCAAAACCGUCAACAUCAAUACAAAUUCUGGAAGCAGCAGCAGUAGUAGUGAUAGCAGCAGUGGAAGUCAAGUGUCCUACAGCACCCUUCCUUUGUACAGGAAGACAAUAAAUGUCAACUACGGAGCUGCUCCAGUUUCGAACACAAUCGAUGCCUCAAGCAGUGAUUCGUCCUCAUCCUCGUCCUCAUCUCCAACAUCAACUAGCUCAGUAGGUGCAGCUGGUCAAACCAUCUUCACAGGAGUCAAAUUGAUUGGAGGAGUCCCAGCUGCCUCCGCAUCUGCCUCUGCUUCAGUGCCAUUGCCAAGCAGUAGUGGUUACGCAUACAGUAAGACCAUUGGUUAAAAUUUAAAUAAUAUAAUAAUUAGCGUGUUGGAUGAAUAAAUAAACUUGGAGUAAUGUACUUUAGUGAUAGAAACUAUUUGUAGAUACAAAUAUUUGAAUAUAAAUGUUAUUUGUCUUUU
Molecule: messenger RNA, 767 nt
Organism: Eupeodes corollae
Lineage: Eukaryota; Metazoa; Arthropoda; Insecta; Diptera; Syrphidae
Exons: 2
Coding region: 112-648 (178 amino acids)
Source: RefSeq, a predicted model, not a curated record